This is a messenger RNA of Drosophila rhopaloa, 413 nucleotides long. RefSeq names its product lysine-rich arabinogalactan protein 18. The transcript has a single exon. Bases 78 to 323 code for a protein of 81 amino acids. Lineage: Eukaryota; Metazoa; Arthropoda; Insecta; Diptera; Drosophilidae. The record is from RefSeq and is a predicted model, not a curated record.
AUCGAAAGGCACACUCAGAGUUCACCAGCUCUUCCAGCAACAGCUAGCAUUUCCAAAACCCACCAAAACCAAUCAACAUGAAGUUCUUCGCCGUCCUCGUCAUCUUGUCUGCUGUUGUGGCCAUCGCACAAGGAGGUUCCCCGCCUACUUCCACGCCUCCUUAUUCGACUACUACCACUCCGUCAUCGCCUACGACAACCACGUACACCUACACGACCAGCCCCUCGUACACAUCGCCCACUUACACUGACACUACAACCACCACCGCGAAGCCCUUCAAGCAGCAGCUUCUGUCCCUGCUGUUCAACAAGAAGAGCGGAUAGAACCAUCACUCCGAACCACGAUGCCGCCACUUCAAACGAUCCGUAUCACCUGAAUAGCCUAAAAAUAAAAAACACCAAAACAAACAAAAA